Molecule: messenger RNA, 2739 nt
Organism: Artibeus jamaicensis (Jamaican fruit-eating bat)
Lineage: Eukaryota; Metazoa; Chordata; Mammalia; Chiroptera; Phyllostomidae
Gene: MMEL1
Product: membrane metalloendopeptidase like 1
Exons: 23
Coding region: 116-2452 (778 amino acids)
Biological process (GO): protein processing
Cellular component (GO): plasma membrane
Molecular function (GO): metalloendopeptidase activity
Source: RefSeq, a predicted model, not a curated record
CAGGCAGGGCCUCGGAAACUCCACACGGAGCUGCCCCUGCCCUGGGUGGGCACCGCCCCUUCCCUUGGCCUUGGGGUUGCUCAGCUGCUCACUGCUCUUGCCUAGAGACUCAGCGAUGGGGCAGCUCGAACACCCCGUGGGGGUGAUGGAGAUCGCGGGCAGGUCCAGGCCGAAGCGCCCCAGCUUCCUGGAGGGGAGCCUGCUGCUCCUGCUGCUCCUGGUGACGGGUGCCCUGGUGGCCCUGGGCCUCCUCUAUGCCCAGAGCAGAGGGCAGCAGCUGCCGCUCCUUCUCAGCCGGCUGCGCUUCUCCCAGGAAGAGAAGACCCCCGCAGCUCGAGAACCCCGAGCCAUCAAAGUGUCCCAGGAUGACCAGAUCUGCACCAGCCCCGGCUGUGUGAUAGCAGCUGCCAGGAUCCUCCAGAACAUGGACCCGUCCAAGGCACCCUGUGAGGACUUCUACCAGUACGCCUGCGGGGGUUGGCUGCGGCGCCAGGUCGUCCCGGAGACCAACUCCCGGUACAGCAUCUUCGACACCCUGCGGGACGAGCUGGAGGUCACCCUCAAAGGGGUGCUGGAGAGUCCCUCCGCCAAGGACCGGCCGGCCGUGCGGAAGGCGAAGGCGCUGUACCGCUCCUGCAUGGACGAGAGCGUCAUAGAGAAGCGAGACUCUCAGCCGCUGCUGGACGUCUUGGAGGCAGUGGGAGGCUGGCCGGUGGCCACGGACAGGUGGACCGAUGCUGUAGGCCCCGGCUGGGAGCUGGAGCGGCAGCUGGCCACGAUGAACUCACAGUUCAACAAGCGCAUCCUCAUCGACCUCUUCAUCUGGAGUGACGACCAGAACUCCAGCCGACACAUCAUCUACAUAGACCAGCCCACCCUGGGCAUGCCGUCCCGAGACUACUACAUACAGAAGGGCAGCAACGAGAAGGUGCGCGAAGCCUACCUGCAGUUCAUGGCGUUGGUGGCCGCCAUGCUGCGGAAGGACGCGGGCCUCCCUGAGGACGGCCACCUGGUGCAGGCGGACAUGGCGCAGGUGCUGGAGCUGGAGACGCGGCUGGCGAACGCCACAGCCCCCCAGGAAGAGAGGCACGACGUCACCGCCCUGUACAACCGGAUGGAGGUGCGGGAGCUCCAGGACAAGUUCCCCCUGAAGGGGUUUAACUGGACCCUGUUCAUACAAUCCGUGCUGUCCUCAGUCAAGAUCAAGCUGCUCCCAGAUGAAGAGGUGGUGGUCUACGGCGCCCCCUACCUGCAGAACCUGGAAGACAUCAUCGAUGCCUUCUCAGCCAGGACCAUGCAGAACUACCUGGUCUGGCGCCUGGUGCUGGACCGAAUCAGCAGCCUGAGCCAGCGGUACAAGAACGCACGGGCCAACUACCGCAAGGCGCUGUACGGCAAGACCAAGGAGGAGGCGCGCUGGCGGGAGUGCGUCAGCUACGUCAACAGCAACAUGGAGAGCGCCGUGGGCUCCCUCUACGUCAAGGAGGCCUUCUCCCAAGACAGCAAGGAGGCGGUCAGAGAGCUGGUGGACAAGGUGCGGGAAGCAUUUGUGGAGACCCUGGAUGAGCUGAGCUGGAUGGACAAGGCCACCAAGCAGAAGGCCCAGGAGAAGGCCAUGAGCAUCAGGGUGCAGAUUGGAUACCCCAACUACAUUCUGGACAAAAGGAACAGACGCCUGGAUGAGGAGUAUUCCAAGCUGGACUUUUCAGAGCACCGCUACUUUGAGAAUGGCCUGCAGAACCUCAAGGCUGGUGCCCAGCGGAGCCUCAAGAAGCUGCGGAAGAAAGUGGAUCAGAACCUCUGGAUCAUUGGGGCUGCCGUGGUCAACGCGUUCUACUCUCCAAACCGGAACCAGAUCGUGUUCCCCGCGGGGAUCCUGCAGCCCCCCUUCUUCAGCAAGGAGCAGCCGCAGGCCUUGAACUUCGGGGGAAUUGGGAUGGUGAUCGGGCACGAGAUCACCCACGGCUUCGACGACAACGGCCGGAACUUCGACAAGAACGGCAACAUGCUGGACUGGUGGAGUAACUUCUCAGCGCAGCGCUUCCAGACGCGGUCGGAGUGCAUGGUCUACCAGUACGGGAACUACUCCUGGGACCUGGCGGAGCAGCAGAACGUGAACGGGUUCAGCACCCUUGGGGAGAACAUCGCUGACAACGGAGGGGUGCGGCAGGCGUACAAGGCCUACCUGAAGUGGAGAGAGGAAGGCGGCAGGGACCAGCAGCUACCAGGACUGGAGCUGACCUUCGAGCAGAUCUUCUUCAUCAGCUACGCCCAGGUGUGGUGCGGGUCCUACCGGCCGGAGUUCGCGGUCCAGUCCAUCAAGACUGAUGUCCACAGCCCCCUAAAGUACAGGGUGCUGGGCUCCCUGCAGAACCUGGCCGCCUUCGCCAACGCGUUCCACUGUGCCCGCGGCACCCCCAUGCACCCCCUGGUGCGGUGCCGUGUCUGGUAGCCAAGGCCAAGCUGCAGCCUGGCCCUCGCCCACCCGCGGUCCUAGGCACCCCCGCCGCCCCGAGACUGUGCGGCCGGUGGGGACCUGCCUGCGCCCCAUGUGGGGCCUGGAGCAGAGGUCCCACCCCAGACACCCAGAGGUGAGGGAGCCCAGCCCCUCGCCCAGCUGCAGCGAGAGCACGGGCCACCCCCUCUCAGCGCUGCACGUGGAUUUAACUCCCACUGAACACACAUCGUCACCAAAAGUCCUCGAGCUUCAGACCUGAGCUGAGUAAACGCUUCAAAGAA